Molecule: messenger RNA, 360 nt
Organism: Schizosaccharomyces japonicus yFS275
Lineage: Eukaryota; Fungi; Ascomycota; Schizosaccharomycetes; Schizosaccharomycetales; Schizosaccharomycetaceae
Product: U2 snRNP-associated protein Msl1
Exons: 2
Coding region: 1-360 (119 amino acids)
Cellular component (GO): spliceosomal complex; U2 snRNP
Molecular function (GO): RNA binding; nucleic acid binding
Source: RefSeq, a predicted model, not a curated record
AUGGAGUCCCAUACACUUUAUGUUAACAAUUUGAACGAAAAGUUGAGAAAGGAGGAUCUCAGGACCUCACUUUAUCUGUUAUUCUCGACAUACGGUACUGUACUUGAUGUUGUUGCCCUAAAAACUCCUAAAAUGCGCGGUCAAGCACAUAUCGUUUUUCAUGAUCAAACUGCAGCUGCAAUUGCUAAAAAAACACUUACAAACUUCAUGUUUUUUGGAAAAGAAAUGCACAUAGAAUAUGCAAAGUCUCGAAGCCACGCGUUGGAACGCGUAUACGGGCACUCAAACAUAAACAGAGGAUUUAAAAGAGCUUUGGAGGGCCCUGAAGAAAACGAAGCACCAAAAAGACUCGCUGUUUAA